Messenger RNA from Microdochium trichocladiopsis, 1543 nucleotides. RefSeq lists its product as uncharacterized. The record is from RefSeq and is a predicted model, not a curated record. The transcript is spliced from 2 exons. Lineage: Eukaryota; Fungi; Ascomycota; Sordariomycetes; Xylariales; Microdochiaceae. The coding region runs from base 299 to 1435 and encodes 378 amino acids.
GGGAGAAAGUGUGGGAGAAAACGGAAGACUGAACUAGGGGAGAAACACAAGGGGGAAAAAACCAUAACAGGCUGCUCAGACCCGGCUUACACAUUCAACAUUGCUCAGACCUGCUCAAGCCUGCUCAAGCCACCACGAUUCGCAUACAAUAUCUAUGGACUUUUCUGAAGAGCCCAGACCUUCUACACCUGUUGUUGACGGACCGAUGGGAGACCCCGAGCCGAUCCCUCUGCGACACAUUUCCUAGUGCUCAUCACACAAGUUGCUCCAUCACCAACUUUCGCGAGCGAUCGACACAAUGUCAAACCCUUACAUCACACAAUGGAGCGUCACCCUCCGCGAGCCAGAGGGUGAGCCAGUCUUUCAAUGCCACCUCCGUCUAGGCAAUCUCGCUGUCGAGUUCGAGUCCUCGCUUGAAAGGUCCGGCAUGAUAUCCCUUGCUUGGCUCCAUUACAAAAAUCUUUUCCUCGAAUUGCAUAGUGCAAGAGGAAAGGUCCGUACGGACGGACAGGAGAAGGAUGCGAACCUGAUCCUCGACAGAAUCAACCUGAUCCUCGACAGCAUCAUCAAUGUGUUAAUCAUACCGAACAUCCGGGACAGAAUCGCACCAGCCAAGCCACAGUCGCGCCUCUUGAGAGACUGGCUCUAUCCAGAGCAAGCCAAACUGUUGGCAAGCUUCCAUGAUGACGCCAUCCGAGUCUGCCCGGUCGAGGGACCUUAUCCUCCACCGGGAAUCUCCCUCGAUGCCUUAUCGCCUUUUGAAGAAAAGCUCAACAAGUUGCAACUUCCGUACUUGUCAUCUUCACAAGUUUCAUUCCCACCGCCCUCUAACUCUGGUCGUGACCCUCUUUACCACGGCCCACGGGACCUCCUCACAAAGGAUGGACAGCUUAUGUUCUGCAUGGGGAUUCGUCUGCCUGUUGGCCAGGCAUGGGAGACCAAUGUCGCGGAACUCGGCGUGCUCUGUCUUAUCGAACAGGCGAUUCGAGAUGGAAAGCUACAGCCAGAUGCAAGGGUCCCGCGACUUCGUGGGCUCUUGAUCGACGAGCCAGCAGACAAUCCCGAAAUCUCUCAGGUCGAGGUUGGCCAGCGCCGUCUGCUGGGGGUCCUGGUUGAUCCCAUCGGACCUAAGCGACAAGAAGGGGGGAGCAUGCUCAAAGACAUGGCCGACCCAUACCUCCGACAGCACGGUGAGAGUUUCAAGGGAAGUAUUCGAACCACGUUGAAGGGGUUGCACCGCGCGAGGAUCACGUGGCUUGGCGCACACCAGGGCAACGUGCUAGUCACUGAGGACGAUAAUGUAAUGCUCACAGGUUUUGGGCGUCGUGACGACGAUAUUUGGGCAAACGCUGCGUUCGAUGUCCGCUGGGCAAAGGAUUGCAACGACAUGGAGGAUAUCGACAAAUGGUUGAACGUGAGAACGUCGGCGAAGUAGCAGGUGCCUGGCGGCAAGUGAGGACUGGCUCCCCUUCAACGGCCGCAUCAUCAGUUUAUCAAUAGCUCUCUUUUCUCUUCAUCAAACACGCUCGCUCUUUUCAACUGC